AAAGUCCAUUUGCAAUAUAAUUGAUAGAAGUUUAAAAAGGUUAGUGGGUUGAACUGAAGAAACUAUCAGGAAAAAGAGAGGAGAAAAGAAGGGAAAGUGUGGUUGGUGCACAAACCCUUAAAUCUUUUAUAGCUAUAUAAACCCAAGAUAUAUGAGCACAAUUCAGUCAGAAGUUUGUUUUCCCUUCCAUUCUAAACAAAUAAAAAACUUAUAAAUUUGUGCUGAGCGAAUCACUAGAAUGGGUAGCCUCUCACUUGAAAUGGAUUUUGAGCCGUCAGCCAUAACACCGAGAGGUUUAGCGCGGCGAAGUUUGUUUCCUCCUGGGGACAACAAGAAACCGAAAGUGGCACAACCAACAGGUCCAAGGAAGAAUUUGCAACUUGAGGUGAUGGAGCCUGGCUUGAGGAAAGAUGGUCCCUCCUUGGACUCUAUCUUGGUUAAUUAUUUAGACACACUUACACAACGGGUCAAUUUUCAUUUAGGUUAUCCAGUGAACAUAUGCUAUGAUCACUAUGCAAAUUUAGCUCGACUUUUGCAAUUUCACCUAAAUAAUUGUGGUGAUCCAUUCAUGAAGAACACUGUCGAUUUCCACUCAAAAGACUUCGAAAUGGCUGUUUUGGAUUGGUUUGCACAAUUAUGGGAAAUUGAAAAGGACCAAUAUUGGGGUUAUGUAACUAAUGGCGGUACAGAAGGCAAUCUCCAUGGUAUUUUGAUAGGGAGAGAGCUACUUCCCGAUGGAAUAUUAUAUGCAUCAAAAGACUCUCAUUACUCGGUCUUUAAAGCUGCAAGAAUGUAUAGAAUGGAUUUGGAAAUGAUCAACACAUCAGUAAAUGGAGAGAUGGAUUAUUCUGAUUUAAGAGCAAAGUUGCUUCAAAAUAAGGACAAACCAGCAAUUAUAAAUGUGACUAUUGGAACUACCUUCAAAGGAGCUAUUGAUGACCUUGAUGUUAUACUUGAAGUACUCAAAGAUUGUGGCUAUUCACAAGAUAUGUUUUACAUCCACUGUGAUGCAGCACUAUGUGGUCUUAUGGUCCCCUUUAUAAACAAUAUGAUUAGUUUCAAGAAGCCAAUUGGAAGUGUCACAAUUUCUGGUCACAAGUUCUUAGGAUGUCCAAUGCCAUGUGGUGUCCAAAUAACAAGAAAAAGCAACAUCAAUAAUCUCUCAAGAAAUGUGGAGUACAUUGCUUCUGUCGAUGCCACUAUUUCUGGUAGCCGUAACGGUUUAACUCCAAUUUUUUUAUGGUAUAGUUUGAGCGCUAAAGGUCACAUUGGCCUGAAAAAUGAUGUUAAAAGAUGCCUCGACAAUGCUAGAUAUUUGAAAGAUCGUCUACAACAAGCAGGGGUAAGUGCCAUGCUAAAUGAGCUUAGCAUCGUAGUUGUGCUUGAAAGGCCUCGUGACCUAGAAUUUGUCCGUCGUUGGCAACUUUCAUGUGUCAAAGAUAUGGCACAUGUUAUUGUGAUGCCAGGUAUCACCCGAGAAAUGCUUGACAUUUUCAUCGGUGAACUAGUGCAACAAAGGAAACAAUGGUAUCAAGGUGGUGAAGUUGAGCCUCCUUGUAUUGCAGAUGAUGUUGGUGCUCAAAAUUGCUCAUGCUCUUAUCAUAAGAUUGAUGACAUCAGUCCUUAGAAGGCCAAGAAGAAAAGAUCAUCUGCAAAUUGAAAUUGCAAUUUUAGAGAUCUAAUUUGUUUGUUUUCCAUAGUGAUGACGUUUAUUGAUUCUUUAUGACUUCAUUUUUUUCCUCACAUUGAAAGUGAAUUGUAUACCUGAUUGUACUACUGGACGACAUAAUUGUAAUACAUAAUUUUUAAUUAAAAAAAAAAUUACAGUCUUCUUUA
Capsicum annuum is the source of this 1836-nucleotide messenger RNA. RefSeq names its product histidine decarboxylase. Gene Ontology annotation, biological process: carboxylic acid metabolic process. The record is from RefSeq and is a predicted model, not a curated record. The transcript is spliced from 6 exons. Gene Ontology annotation, molecular function: carboxy-lyase activity; pyridoxal phosphate binding. Lineage: Eukaryota; Viridiplantae; Streptophyta; Magnoliopsida; Solanales; Solanaceae. Bases 239 to 1627 code for a protein of 462 amino acids.